GAAAAAGAAACAAAUUUAAGUAUUUAGCAUGUGAAAUUCGUAGAGUUGCAUGUUUACGGCCGGCCUAGUGCAAGUGAACCGGCGGGUUAUAUUUUGCAGGAUCUAGAGUUUCUCUAUUUCAUCUUCUUAUUUCAGAUUUUCUGAAAAUUUCUGGUCUGCUGAGCUUUUUUUGACUUGAGAGUUGAGAGAGGAAAGAGUGGGAAAGAGAAACCGGUAUGGGGAGCGCGCCAGCACAAAUUCCAACAAGUUUCGGUCAUGAGCUUAGGGCUUGCCUUCGUUGUCGGCUCGUCAAGACCUACGAUCAGUUUAGAGAAUCGGGCUGCGAGAACUGUCCUUUCUUUAAGAUGGAUGAUGAUCAUGAACGCAUUGUCGAUUGCACCACUCCCAAUUUUAACGGAGAGCAAAGAUUGACAUUCAAUGAAUUUUGCAAUGGGAAAAAUCCACGCAGUCCA
Molecule: messenger RNA, 452 nt
Organism: Carica papaya (papaya)
Lineage: Eukaryota; Viridiplantae; Streptophyta; Magnoliopsida; Brassicales; Caricaceae
Source: RefSeq, a predicted model, not a curated record